Molecule: messenger RNA, 1570 nt
Organism: Schistosoma intercalatum
Lineage: Eukaryota; Metazoa; Platyhelminthes; Trematoda; Strigeidida; Schistosomatidae
Source: the annotation of a GenBank genome assembly
CGGCGGCAGCUAAACUUGGUGGUUCUGUGCAAGGACAUCUGGUAACAUACGCUUCAUUAAUGAAAGUUUUGUCGGAUACAUGGACUUAUUAUACCAUGAGGACAUCCCUAUCGAUCUAAUAACAGAGCAACUUAUUGGAUGUAAAUGUGAAAAUAUCUGCCGCCUAGAAGACAAUUGUACUUGUUUAUUGAAAUCUGGAAUGUCAUAUGAUAUGAAUGGUUUACUGACUAAUUUUAUGAAUCCAAUUUUUGAAUGCAACAGUGAAUGUGUUUGUAGUCAAUCAUGCACUAAUCGAGUCGUCCAAAGAUAUUUAAACGAUGCUGAGUUUACAUUUGAGUCUGAGUACCAUACGAAAACUUAUGUAACUAAUCAUCCGGUUAUGGGUAGAGGUUUAAAAGCAGCUUGUGAAAUCCAACGUGGGGAACUCGUUUGUGUUUAUUUGGGUGAAGUAAUUCCAUAUAAAGAAGCUUGCCUGAGAGAAGCCCUUCAACUUUCAUGUUAUGGUCGCAAUUUUAUCAUGAUAAUGCGUGAGUAUAGUGACCAUCAUCUUGUGUCAGAGACAUGUGUUGACGGGAAUUCCGAAUCGUGGGGUUCAGUGAAGUCGAAAGCACGCCUAAUUAACCAUUCUUGUACACCUAAUCUAACAGUAGUUCCUGUUCGAGUUGAUAGUUUCAUUCCCUAUUUAGCAUUAUUUGCUAACAAAGUUAUCUUUGAAGGUACACAACUGUCAUAUGAUUAUGCUCAGUCUGUGCCCAGCGACAAAAUACGAUUAUCCAACACGCUUUGUUUAUGCAGCUCGGACUCCUGUCGAGUAUACAUGCCUGGAGUAUAAGUAUAGUUCAUUUAGAAGAAAUCGAAGUGUCUCAAAUCAGUUCAGAAGCAUGCAGUUGUCAAAAAUAUCUUGGUGGUUAUUGAAUAUAUUGUGAGUUAGUACGUGGAUAUUUAUGCAUAAAGUCAUCGUUCGCUUGAUUGUACGAAUUAGCUUUGAUCAUCGGACUUGCGGAAUAAUACUUUUGUUAUUCAAGGCUACCUGUUCACAAAAUCAUGAUAUUAAUAUAGAUGGAUCGUGUGUUUUUCUUGUUAGGAUUGGACAAAACUCGAUAUAAUACUGUAAUUCAAUGGUAUUUGUACAGAAUAACAUUCUUUUGUACUAAUUUAGUAUGAUAUUCUUUCAGUAUGAUACUUAGCAUUCUUUUGCAUUAGUUUACUGUAACAUUUGCAAAGCUUGUCUGUUUGCAUAAUUCCACUUUUUAUUCCUACUAUUUCAAUAUUGAUUUUUGUUGAUGAUUUGUCAAAUGUCAGUAAAAUAUGUUGAUAAAUGUAUAUAUUUGGUUAGUGAGGGAUUCUUUUAAACAAAAUACUCAUUUGUUAUAAUUCAAUCUUUAUCUCCUUUCUCGUAUUGUUAACACAUCUUAGUGUUUCUCCUUGUCUUAAGUACCAGUUUUCUGCGGUUGUAUCAACUAGCAACGGUGAUGGGAUUUGAACCUACAAGGGGAAAACCCCAACAGAUUAUUAACACUCCUUGAAAUAAACGUUUCAAUGGUUUGUGGCUCUUGGUGAUAAUUAUGUG